ACUAAUUUCCACUAACUUGGUUCAUCUGCAUUCACCUCUACAUACAUUAAAAAGAAAACGGCAACGGGAACUGUUCUUAAUUGCAUUGCAAUUUCUUUCUCCCAUUUUGGAACGCGCUCGUCUACAUCACUUAACCUAAAGUUCUAAAAGGUGCGUCUAAUGGUGUGAUUUUUUUUUCCUCAUUCUGCCACACUAACGACAUCAACGGGCGCGCGCGCGGUCUAAAUAAUCAUAACCUCACUCACGUGCGUUCUCUUGAGAUGAAAUGAAAAAUGUAAAUAGCGGAACCCUUUUUUUCGCUUUUAGCUUAUGCGACCGCAUCGGAUCAUCUCGUCUCGGCCUGGGCGGUUUUUCUAAUGAUCCUUACGGCCGUUUGAAAGUGUGUGUGUGCUUGUGACUGUGUGGAAAAAAACGGCAAUAAAGCAAACCACGGCCUUACUACACUAAUGGCUUUCUCCCCCCGGUUCGGUGUAAUGGGCGAAACAAGAUGAAACUCCAUGGUCGUUUAUUGAAUGGGAUAAGCAACCGAAAAAAACACGAUUUUCCCAGAUUGUGGGAAAUCAAAUGGCUGGACGAACGGACGAAUAUCGUUUACCCAUUAUCAUAAUUUCGUUUUAAUCAAAUCAAACCGAUGGGACCGGUGUAUAAUGGCUCCGAGUGGUGAGUGAGCCAUUUUAAGUGAAAAUGAAUCCAAAAAGUGUUUGUCGAGUUGGGUUCGGGAGUGUGUUUGCGAAGGUUCGCAAAAACCCCCCGUUCGACAUCUGAUGCUCUCUGUGUGAGUUUAAACUAUUUGCACAAAGUUUGAAUUUGAAACCUUCCCCAUCUUGGGGUCGUCCAUAUUCAACUCUCCCUUUCCCGGGAGUUUACCCUUCAUCCAAUGCGAGAGUUAUAGUUUUGACGCAAAGACAAACAAAGCUGUGAACUGUUGCCAAAAGUUGCGCUCGAAGUUUAAAGGUAAUCAGCGUUGAUUAUGCAAAACCUCAACCAACCUUAAGAGGCCCCGGAAACCUGGGUCUGGCUUAACAUAAUCACACCGGUGCACUCACUGCAUGAUAGGCUCCAAUUUCCAAACCCGGAGUUAUGGAGACGUCGUUCGAAACAAAAUUUGCCGGCAAAGCGUGUAAACACUGCGUGAAGAGAAAAGCUCUCGCUUACUCACUUUUCCGAUGCUGAUCGCGAUCAUUGUGGUGUUAGUAAGGGGGGCGGGGAGGAUUAGGAUGGGAAAGGAGGGGAAGAGGACAAAACAAAAGCUUCCACACUGUCAGGCGCAGAUGGUAGGGAUAAAUUAUUAGCUAGACUGUCAUCAACAAUCACUCCGGAUUUAUAUCCCAUCGGUGCUAAGGCGCACGGUUAUCACACGGGAAGGCAAAACCGACUGCGAUGAAGUUGGUUUCGUUGGCUUGCGUGAAAAUGGUACUACUAAAUUGACAUUAUUUAUUUAAGAUCCCGAAGCAUUCCGGCACCAAGGCACGCGAAAGAUAAGAACGGGAGUGUGAGUGAGAGUAAGAAUGAGCCUUUUGUUGCUAAAUUUCGUGUGCAGAGUCCUUGUCUGUGCUUAAUUUAUGCUGGCCGGAGAAAUGCUACCAAACAUUACCAUAAACACCCCGAGUGGUGCCCGCUAGCGCCCUCCAUCGUCGCCGCUCUGGAGCAUUCGGUGGCAAGGAAUUCUAGGACCUUCUCCUCCGCCCCAGGAAAAGGUACAACCGCUUGGGUGUAAUGUACGGUGUGCGCCAAUUUAUCGGUUCCUGUCUAGUGGUGUGUUUCACUUUCCUUCCUGUUGAAUUCGGAUUAGGAGGUGGAAAAUACAGAACAGGUCAGACAACUCCGCGAGGGGAACUGAAUGUCGGGUUUCCUGUUCUAAAACCGUUUACAGAGCUGGAACUUGCGUGCUUUUUCUGUUUUGCUGUCGUAUAGGGGCUCGUGCGGCUUUAAGCUUUGUUUGUGUGUUAGUUUUUCGUUCUCUUCCAUCACCUAUAAAAUCGCUUCGUGGUGUGUUUUCGCGUGCCAAAGCCAAACACGGCGCUGAAACACACGGACUCCGCUCGCACAGUACGCUCAACGUUAACCGAUCGAAUAAACCGAAUGGGGUUUUUUGUGUGUAUUUAUAGAAGGAUAUAUUUCCUUAACUUAGAACGUCAAAUACCUUUCCCCCCCCUCAAACGCUGGGGGAGGUGCCCCAAUCCCACUCCCUUCCUUUCCCUUCCUUGCAAAGGCUUUUAAGCGCCGGAUCCAUCAUCCAUGCUGGGGUUAGUUUGGCUUUCGUUCGUUUAGGCAAGCAUAAAUCCACCCCUCGAACGCUCCGUUCUACUGGUGGAAACGUGCAUUGCAUGCAAUAUAUAGCAAGCACCAGCAGUUGCAAAAAAGAAAGAAAGAAAAGCAAAAACAAAAAAACAGGUACAACUAAACAAAAAAAAGAGCGAAUAGCUCCCAUUGCCGAGGGGUUUUCGAGCUUGGAUAAAUCAAUACUUUCCCCUCCGGUAGGGCGGACCCUCGUAGCUGUCGCGUAUCGCUUUGGGUUUGUAUCAAUUUUUGCCCCAUGCUUUUGCUGCUAAGCGAAGUGGAGUAAAAUGUUUCAUUAGUUUCCAUCCGAAUGCACACGGGUGCGGUAGGACUUUUUUUUUGGGGGAAUAUGGACGAAGUUCUCGGUCAAAGGUUGUGGAGCGAAAACGUGGGUUAAAUGUUUUCGUUUUAUCCAUCGAGCGGUCAGUGUAGCAGUUUUUGUUGUUAUUUCCGGUCCUUUUAGCAAAUGUACGUUACGUAGGCAAGCAUCAGCCACACACACACACACACGAACGGUAAGCGGUAGUUGUUCGAAUCCCUGUAAUCCCUAUAGCAUUUCCCUUAUUGCACGGCUUGACUGCACGUUAAUCUAAGCGUUUUCGUGGUGUAUCAGUUUUAUUGUAAUAAAACGCAAUAUUGUAGCAAUAGUGAGAGGCAUUUUGCCUUUUUUGGGAGUGAUGAUAAUAUUAGUUUAGUUUUUCACUUCCAUUUCGAUCGAUUAAACUUGAUAAAAUGGGGAGAGGAACCGAUUAUUUCAACCAUUUUGCACACAAAACUAGCUUUAUUUCUUGCCGAUACUAACAACUUCAAUCCUUGGCUGUGAUUAUAUAGUAUAAACUAAUUUAUUUUUCUCUCUUUCUACUGUCUUCUCCAAACGAUAAAUUACGUCCAAUCUAGACGGUAAUCAGGACAUACAGACGAACGGUAAGCAGAGCGCAGGCAGGGAAUCAACCGCACAACAGGAAGCCACACUAGUCGUACCGCUGGGUGGUAGCGCGACAGCCAACUCGACCGACAAUCUGCUCGGGGACAGCCGUUCGAUGGCGCCACCGAACGGCCAGAACGUUGUGUCACCGUCCGUGAUGGCCAAGUUCCUGGAGGAUGAGCUAAAGUCGAGCGACGCACUGCUCGGCACACCGAUCAAACACUGUGAUACGUGCGUGUGCACACACGGCCACGGUAUGGCCGGUACGGCCGAAACCCGCCUGCACGAGUCCGGCACGCUGCUGCUGGCCGAUCUGCUCGGCAGCGAGCAAAAGUACUACAGUGUCGCCACGCAAACGCUCAUCAAGGGUGAAGCGAACAAUACGCUCUGCCUGCGGUGCAGCAGCAACCUGAACUCACCGUCCCACAACAACAGCCCGUACAUGAUGAAGCUGAUCAAGUCGAGUGACAGCGUCAUCUCGGAGACGAAAAGCAGCGUGUCCGACUACCUAACCACACCGGACAAGGUGUCACCGACCGGGGGUGGUGUUCCGAAUGGAGACGGUCCGGGUGGUACGAAUGGUGGGACCGCCCUAUCAAACUGUGAUAUCGGUCCCGGCGGUGAUGGCGAUACGUCCGAACCGCUCGCACUGUUGGUGUCCACAAAGAAGGACGACCUGAUGGUUAAUCCCAUACUCGGGCACCAUCGAAUUGCGGCCGAUCGAACCGCUUCACUCACAUCGAACGCAGCGGAUCAACAUCACAACCAUCAGCCACAGCAACAGCAACACAAUAAGCUUGUGGCAAAGCUACCAACUUCCCAGCAGCCUGCGAAAAAGCUGGGCCUUCCCGGGGACAACACCUUCAAGCCGGCUAAACCACCGGUUUGUGGUGGUGUCGGUGCCGGACAGAUGACUCCCCAGCUUAACCGUUCCGAACCGUCGUCGGCUGGACAGCAGCUAAAGUUUUCGCACGAUUCACCAUCGUACAUCAUCAAGGAUACGGAUCAGAUGAGCGGAAGCCAUGCCACUCCGAUCUCGUCCACCGGGAAUGGAGCGUUGGGACAGACGGGAAAGUAUGGAACAUCGGCAAACGGUAGUGUGGGUAGCGGGUUGUACCAUACGGUCGGUAGCACUAACAGCUUGUGGAGCAGAACGAGCAGCAAGGAUCCGGAGAAGGACGGUGCGAAGAUGUUUGAAAUCUUUAAUCGAAAUCUCAUCAAAACCAUCAAGGCUGAAAAUCCCAAAAUGUCUGGUCCGCGUAUCUGUGCGUUGCGGAUACAGAACGGUUCGAGCAACAUUCUGCUGGACAACCUGGUGGAUGACAGUCUGGAAGGGCUUGACUCUAAACCGCCUACACCGGUGAUGUACACGCGCCGUGCCAAGUUCCUGGACGAGGAGCUGCUGCUGGACGAUGAUCCUUCGAUUGGAUUGAACGGUGCCAUCAAAACGACAAAUCUGCCGACGGCUACGUCUUCCGCCGAUUCCAUACCGCCGGCAGGAUUCAACAAAACGAUGGUCACACCAAACAAAACGGCCAUGACGGGAGGAGCUGCCCAGGGGGCAGGUACUACUGGAGAGGUUGGAACAGAUGGCCACGGAAAUCUUAUCAGUGGAACUAUAAAUCGGGUUGAUGAAGGUGGUGGUGGUGGUGGUGUGGAUGAGGAUGGUGUAGGUCCUGGUGGUAACAAGCAGGUGUGUAAUAUGAGUACCACCACCUCACCACAUUCGUCCGAUCGGUUGUGUACGAUCGGAGAGGAGGUUAGCAAUCUGCUGAUUAACACCAAGCUCGGUUCCGCGGCUUUGCCGAAACCACGGCUCGACAUCAACGUUAACAAGCUGGACGGCAUUGACGUGACGUCGAAGAAAUCCUGCACCCAGUCCAGUUCGAUCUCGAGCGAAAUAGACAUCCAGGAGAGUGCUAUACUCCGCCGCCAGCAGUUGUCGCGGGUCGCCGAAUGGGUGCAGAACAACUCCAAGCUCGGAAAUGCCGAACCGCUGAGUAACACCGAAUCGGACAAUGAACCUACGGCAGGCCUUGCGAUAACGGACAGCUUGAACAAUAAUGCCACCACGACCGGUGCUGCAAAGGCUUCCCUCAGAACAUCCGUCCUCGGUGGCAUCAGUACCAGCGGCGAAGGCAAACAGCAGCCACCCACGGCUAGUGAUAUGAAAGUGGCCCGCCAUUUGCAUUCCUACGGCUCAACGGUCGGUAGCAAUCUGCUCAACAACAAUGGCAUCGGUACGGCCGGGUACGCCAGCACUUCCUUUGCUCAACACAUCGGCACGAGCGCGUCCAAACUGGGCGGUGGCGUUAAGCAUGGUUACAACAAUAAUCUCAGCAGUACGUUGUCCAGUACGGCCGGUCCAUCCGUGCUCGAUUACAACAGCAAUUCAACUACCGUCUCCACUGGUGCUGGGCUCGGUGCAAUCCGGAAGGGUGGUAGCACCAUGCAUCGGGACAGUGCGCUUACCGAGUGCCUCAUGGACGAAGAGAGCCGACUGUCGGUGGAAGCCGACCCGGUCGAUCCGGACGACGACAGUAGCAGUGUCGAUCUGGCACAGAUGGAGUACAACGUGAAGCAGUUUCUGCUAAAGCAGAACGAAUGGUCAACGAUGCACACACGCCGACAGUCACUGAUUUCGUCGUCCGCUUCAAGUGUGAAGGGUCGCGGGGAGGACGCGGUGCGACCGGUGCGUGAUCCUUGCAAGGGUCUAUUUCCCGGCAUGGCCGUUGCACAGCAGACGGCACCAUACUCCACGUCCGGUGGUAACACGUACGGCAACAGUCACAAGUACCCGAUCAAUCCGCACCGAACGGAAACGAAUCUGUAAGAAAAGACGGAGAGAAAAAAAAAACGAAGACAAAGCAAAACAUAACCAACUCAAUAUGGGAGGAACACGCUCGCACAAAGAUGCUGCUCCACCGCCGUGUGGGGAUCAGAGCUUCGGAUAGUUAAUGGAUACAUAUACCGAACGUUGCUUACAAUUGUUGAUCGCGUAGUCGCUAGGUAAUGUAAACUGUAGAAAAUGAUAAAACCAUACACACAGCGCUUCGUCCAGAUCGGGCCCAUUUCCCAAUCCUUUCCCCCACGGACAGGGUGGGAAUGGCUCGUUCUUGGUUCCGCGGCACAACAUCGCGGUAUUGAAUUACCGCACACAAACACACGCUCUAGGGCUUAGUCGAUAAAACGUAGUUUAGUGAGAAGGGGGAUAUGUGAAGGGAAUCAAAGUGCUCAUUUAUGUUUAGGACUUUAAUCGCCAAAUUUCGCUGUAGUAAAAUGUUCAUACACGUUGCGUGUGCAGGCUUUGUCAGCAGGCAAUCGCUACGAGAGCGUUGAGGGAAAAAUGCUGAUGAGCUGAGAAAAGUCCGAGCAACAAAAACAAAGAAAAAAAUCCACAAUUUUAUUUUUAUUUUAAUAUUUUUUUUCUUUUCUUAAUCAUAGAUAAAAAAGGCUUAUUUGAUAACGUAAAGCACAAGCACAUUUAGCAUUUUAUAUUAUGCUUUGUACAAUUCAAUUAACCAAAAAAAAAGAUAUCGAUAGGGAAAUGCGCCUCGUAUAUUUUUAUAGUAACACUGUAACAACGGGACACGAAAGUCGCGUAUUGUCUGCGUGUGCAUCCUGGAUAAGUUAAUCAAAAAGGGAGAAGAAGAAGAGGAAGAAGAAACCCACGACAGAACUGCUAGUGAUAGUGAAACAUUAAAGAGGGAAAAGUUCGCCAUAGAAUAAUUAAUCAAUUUAUGAUGCUUUCCUUAACCCACCAUCGGUUUUUCUUUUUGUAAAUCAAACUAAGUUCCUUCGGUAAAGUGUAGCGUUAGAAGUGACGAAAAGGAUGUAUUAUCUGUUGGCUUAAAGUUAAGGGACACUCUGGGGACGGGUCCGUAGAAGAAAGGGGGAGUAGCCACGAGCUACAAUGACACUAACCAUGUAACCAUGCCUUUUUUCCGGUAGAUGAGAAAGCAGGAAAGUGAAGGAUAGAUAGAGGAAGGAAGGAUAUUUAUUCGUACGCACACCUCUAUAUAUAUGCGGCAGGGGACAUCGGACAGUUCGUUAUAUUCCCUAAUAAAAGGAACAAAUCACACCCCCUCCUUAAAACCAAAACAAAACACAUAUUUAUACACAACACACCGUUACUAAUAACCGUAUACCCCAUUUAGUGCAAAUCAAGUACGGAUGCGUCGUGGCUUGAGGAGUUCCUAGCUGAUGUAAGCGAUCAGUACUAAGCGCAUAAAAUUUUUACAUUCUAACUCAUUAAAAAUGCAAGCAAAACCCCAUCAAUCCGUCUAGUGAUGCUUUAGGAAUCCAGUCCUGACAUUUGUCCAUAUGUAUGUAUCAGAACCAGUGUGUUUGUGUGUGUGUGUAAAUGAAUGUUGGGAGAGAAAAAAAAACGGACGGGGGAAAGCAAAAAAGGCGCAGAACACUUACAACAAAACGAGGGGUUUUAUCAGAACAAUUCGCUUGCGUACGUUAACAUUCAUAUCUAAUCGCAUUUAUCAAACAGUUCGCUAGAUGGACCGAAUCGGAUAAAUGAACUCUCCCCAGUACCCCCCAGUAAAUGCCGAUACCGUGAUAGUUGAGUUUUUACCUCCUGUUUUCAUCAAUUAUAAAGGAAGCAUUAAUGCCUAAACAAGAUUUAUCCAACAAAAAAAUGAUGAAAAAGUAAAAUGUCCCGAUGAGAAAGUCGUGUCCAUAGGAACCAAUACGAACGGUACGGUACAAAAAACCAAUCCACCAAACCCCUAGGCGCGGAAUGAAUAUAUUCGUUUUGAUGGCUUCAUGUGAUAUACAACCCGUAAAUAUUAGUAACAGAAAAACAAAAGAAAAAAAACUCGCUCCCUCCUUAUGGCACACUAUCCGAUCUGAUCAAAAACCCUUCAGCUUUGUUUCCCUGGCUCAAAGUAUUCCCAUUAAUAUAUAUAAAUAUGCUUCUGCGGUUUAGCUUUCGAUUUUCCGUUCGCAUUUAGUCACCGUUGGCUCCCGGUGACGGUGACUUACUUUAGAUGUCUUUAUUCUACAAACGUUACCUGCUUUCAGACCUCUAGUCUGCACUGGCGCGCAUGCACUCUAUGCUCAACACCUACCCUCGAAAAAAAAGGCACCAAGGGCUGUAUAUGGAGACAGAGAAAAAUUCCCUCGCACGGAGGGCAUGAGUGCUAACCAUCCUACCAUAAGAAGAAGAAAAAAAUACUUAAACAAAACGCUUUAAUUUAAGACGAUCAACUUACUAAUCGUAUCGUAUCUAUUUACAUGUAACGCCGUAUAACGUAUACCAUCCGUCAUCGAUCGAAAUACCCUUUCCGAAUGAAAUCAAAGCAAUCCAUCCCAUUUUCUUCCCAGUGAAAUCCUAAUCGGGAGAAAAAUGUCUCACUUCCCUCUCACUCAUUACUCAUCACUCACGCACCAUGUAUGCAUGUCUUAUCGUGUUCUUGUUGCGUUCGUUUUCGUGUUACAUUCCUUUUCGGUUUUUGUUCCCAUGCGCACUUUAUCAGUUAAAAUUCCGCACUGUACAUCCGGUGGUGCAAAAGGGAAACCAUAAAACAUAAAAAUUAUUCCCAAUUACGGCAUCCCGCUGGUAGGCCUUCGGAUCAUGAGCUGUACGAUACGCACUGCUAUCAUAUUGUCCUUUCCAUUGCGAUGGAUAACAAAGGAUUCCAACGACCGAUAAGAGAGGAACGGGAAUGCUAUCGUUUUAUCUUUUUCUCUAGAUUAGAUGCAUUAUUCAUCACUGAUUUCGAACGUUCUCUACUUGUAUAUUCUUAUGUUUUUUUAAAGACUAUCUAUAUUAUGUUCUUUAUGCUUUACAAUACCAAUUCUAAACAAAAUACCGAUCCAUUUCUUCCACUUGCAACUCAUUUUCUAAAUACUUUAAACAGUAUAAUGUAUUAAGAUUAGUUUUUUGUGGUAUUUUCUAUUAAUGUUAAUUGUUUCGAUAUAGUUACUGCAAAAUCUAGCUCAACUUCCCUCUAAUACUCAAUGGGGACGUGCACAAACAACAACAGCAAGGAAAGUAAAAGCACAAACAAAAAUAAAACUUAAAAAAAAACAAUAGACAGCAUGAUGCUAGCCAAAAUUUGACCUUUCUCCUUCUUAUCAUCCGGUUUCCAUAUUUUUUUUCUUUCCCUAAAAACAUUCCUCUGCCCCUGUUUAUCUUCCUUAAAUACUUGCUAUCAAAUAAACAAAACGGAAAGAAGUGAAAAAUGGAAUGAAGAAAAAAAACAUAACAGCAAACCAAAGCAAAAAAUAAUUAUUAACUGACGUACCGAUGAUAUUUUGUCCGUAAGGAAAUGAAUAUGCUAUUAUUGCAAAACAAAAACCAGAAAAUAAAUGUGUUUCCAAAACUGA
Messenger RNA from Anopheles funestus (African malaria mosquito), 9547 nucleotides. RefSeq lists its product as uncharacterized. The transcript has 2 exons. Bases 3321 to 6038 code for a protein of 905 amino acids. The record is from RefSeq and is a predicted model, not a curated record. Lineage: Eukaryota; Metazoa; Arthropoda; Insecta; Diptera; Culicidae.